Molecule: messenger RNA, 1758 nt
Organism: Tarenaya hassleriana
Lineage: Eukaryota; Viridiplantae; Streptophyta; Magnoliopsida; Brassicales; Cleomaceae
Product: glucan endo-1,3-beta-glucosidase 6
Exons: 2
Coding region: 240-1691 (483 amino acids)
Biological process (GO): carbohydrate metabolic process
Cellular component (GO): plasma membrane
Molecular function (GO): hydrolase activity, hydrolyzing O-glycosyl compounds
Source: RefSeq, a predicted model, not a curated record
UCGAAAGUCUUGUAACACUUUCAUUUAGAGUAAUGUUUAUUGGGAGGUAGUAAUGUCUAGAUGGAUUCUAAUGUUUGAAACUGUUAGAAACGAUUCUGGCUAUCUGGGCAUAUCAAUGAACAUAUAAACAAACCACACGGCCGAGAAGUGCAAAAACUCAAGAUUCGUAAAUGAGAGUAAAGCUUCUUUGCUUGUGCCUUUAUUAGCUGUGUGGGGAAGAGAGAGAGAGAGAGUGGAAGAUGGGUGGUGGCGAGAUGCGAUGGAUGAUGAUGGGGUUGGUGGCUUUGGUGACGAUGAUGUGUGGGACAUCGAGCGGCAUCGGAGCGAACUGGGGCACUCAGAGCUCACACCCUCUGCCUCCGGACGUGGUGGUUCGGCUUCUCCGAGACAAUGGUAUUCAGAAAGUGAAGCUCUUCGACGCCGAUUACGACACUCUAAGGGCUCUGGGCAAAUCUGGCAUCGAAGUCAUGGUGGGUAUCCCCAACGACAUGCUCUCCUCUCUUGCCUCUAGCCUCAAAGCCGCCGAGAAAUGGGUUUCCAAGAAUGUUUCUACUCACCUCUCCACCGACACUGUCAACAUCAGAUAUGUAGCUGUCGGCAAUGAACCUUUCUUGGAAACAUAUAACGGAAGCUAUCUCAAGACCACUUUCCCUGCCCUCCGCAACAUCCAAAUCGCCUUAGUCAAAGCUGGGCUACAGAACCAAGUGAAAGUGACGGUCCCCUUAAAUGCUGAUGUCUAUGAGAGCUCCACUGGCCUCCCAUCUGGUGGAGACUUCAGAUCAGAUAUUCGUGAUCUGAUGAUCACUAUUGUGAAGUUCUUAAGUGACAAUGGUGGCCCCUUCACCGUGAACAUCUAUCCUUUCAUCAGUCUAUACAUUGACGCCAAUUUCCCAGUGGAGUAUGCUUUCUUUGAUGGGAAUUCCUCGCCUCUGAACGAUGGUGGUACAUAUUACUAUAACAUGUUUGAUGCCAACCACGACACUUUAGUUCAUGCCCUACAGAAGAAUGGAUUUGGGAACAUGCCUAUUAUAGUCGGGGAGAUAGGAUGGCCUACUGACGGGGACAGGAAUGCAAACAUAGAGUAUGCAAGGAGGUUCAACCAAGGGUUCAUGUCCCAUAUAUCGGGUGGCAAGGGGACUCCAAUGAGACCCGGUCCUAUCGACGUCUAUUUAUUCAGCUUGAUUGACGAGGAUGCGAAAAGCAUUCAGCCAGGCAACUUUGAACGCCACUGGGGAAUAUUCACGUACGACGGGAGACCAAAGUACCAGUUGAACCUUGGGACAACAAAUUCAGGAGCUCUGAUCCCUGCCAAAGGGGUAAGGUAUCUGGAGCAGAAAUGGUGUAUAAUGAAGCCUAACGCAAAGCUAGAUGACCCGCAAGUGGCGCCGAGUGUGAGUUACGCAUGUGGGCUUGGGGACUGCACCAGCCUUGGGUACGGUACAUCUUGCGGGAAUCUGGACGCUCGGGGGAACAUUUCAUAUGCCUUCAACAGUUACUUUCAGAUACAAGACCAGCAGGAUAGUGCGUGUAAAUUCCCAAACAUAUCAAUGAUAAUCAAGACAGAUCCGUCAAGAGGAAGCUGCAAGUUUCCGAUUAUGAUAGAGCCUUAUUACGGUGGAGCAGCAGCGGAGGGAGAAGGGGCGAUGCUGCUCGCCAUCAGCUUCUUAGUGGUUCAACUUAGUUGGUUGUAGGGUGCCAAAACCCUCUUUUCUCUUGUUAGGGGACAUUUGCCUGGGGUUUUUUUUUUUUUGGGGGGGG